Molecule: messenger RNA, 747 nt
Organism: Fonsecaea nubica
Lineage: Eukaryota; Fungi; Ascomycota; Eurotiomycetes; Chaetothyriales; Herpotrichiellaceae
Exons: 3
Coding region: 1-747 (248 amino acids)
Biological process (GO): mRNA splicing, via spliceosome
Cellular component (GO): U2 snRNP
Molecular function (GO): protein binding; U2 snRNA binding
Source: RefSeq, a predicted model, not a curated record
AUGAGGCUCACUGCGGACCUCAUCCACAACUCCCUGUCAUAUCUGAACCCCCUCAAAGAGCGUGAACUCGAUCUCCGAGGCCAUAAAAUCCCCACCAUCGAGAACUUGGGCGUCGCAGGCCCGCAAGAUGCGAUCGACUUCACCGACAAUGACAUUACCACCAUCUCCAACUUCCCUCUUUCCCCGCGGUUGAACACGUUGCUGUGUGCGCGAAAUCGAAUACAGAGCGUGGACAAGAGGAUCGCAGAACAGAUACCCAACCUGACAACGCUGGUCCUGACGUCAAACCAUGUCAAGGAGCUCGCUGACCUGGAGGGUCUGGCGGCCUGCGGGGCAUUGACACACUUGAGUUUACUGGACAACCCGGUAACGAAGAAAGAGCACUAUAGACUCUAUCUCAUCUGGUCAAUCCCCUCACUACGGUUCCUCGAUUUUCAAAAAGUGCGACAAGUGGAACGAGAGCAGGCACAGGAGUUGUUUGGCUCAGCGGAAGCCCCCACCGAGUUGGCCACGAAGAUCAAGGGACUCAAGAGCCGGACAUUCGACGCUUCGUCAAGCGGCGUCAAUGGCAAGGCUCCCGCCGCCCAAAAGGGUGUCCGGACACGGUUGACCGAGUCGGAGAAAAAGAGAGUGGAAAUGAUGAUUCAGAAAGCCAAAAGCUUUCAAGAGAUCGAGAGAAUUGAGAAAGAUCUUGCGGAAGGCAGAAUACCUGCUGGUGCAGCAGACACCGACAGGAUGGUCUCUUAG